UAGCGACAUAUAGCACUGAAGUAACCUAGAAAAACAUGGAAGAAGAUAUGGAAAUUGAAACCAUGAGGCCUGGUUCAUACAGAUUAGAGAGAGAUAGGCAGGUGCCAAACUCCGAGUACUAUGCUGCGGAGGCACUGGCCUGUGACAUGGAUAUCCCUGUGGUGUAUAGUACUGCAACCAACAGAGAACCCAUUGAAGAGUGGCUGGAGAAAAACAAACCAUCUACUAUUUACAGAGAUGAGGGAUAUGGGUGGAUUUUUGUGGACCGUGACAAUGAUGAUGAUGAUGAUGAUGAUAACUCAAAUGAUGAUGAGAACUCAAAUGAUGAUGAGAACUCAGAUGAGGAUGAUAACUCAGAUGAGGAUGAUAGCUCAGACGAGGAUAGGAUAAGAUUACAGGAAGCGUGGGAAAAAAUGAAAGCAUCAGAAAGGGUCAUCUGUAGAGAAAGAAUUUUUGAACUAGCCAAAACUUAUAAUGUUUUACAUGGGAAGUGGAUGUUCUGGGUGUCUACUGGAGGAAAAGGCGACCUCUUGUGGUCCUUAGUUGCCAAAGGAAUUGCCAGUGGAAACACUCUAGCUAGAGUUGCCAAAAUCAGUGCGACAGAAAGAGAUCCAGAAAACAGAGAUGCUUUUCAACAUGUAGUUUGUAUCUAUAAUGACAAUUUUCUUGAUGAAGAUGAAGUGUAUGAAAGUGAAAGAACGAUACGCAGCCUGGGAAUUAAAUGUCCACUUCAUUACAAACCAGAUGUGUUCACACACCUUGGAGUGUAUCGAAACAAUCCCUGGCAUAUUCGACCUACCAUUUAUACCAGCAACUUUGAUCUCAUGCAAAAUCAGUCCAUUAUUAAAGAAAAUAUGUACAUGUAGUUCUUACAACAAAAUAUUGGACAGAUGUAUUAUGCAAUUUUAUUAUAGUCAUGAUUUGUAAGUGUUUUAAGUGACAAUGUCAUCAAAAAUGAGGUGAAAUGUUUUCCUUUUAGUACAAUUGAGCUGAAAACUCGAGCGAGCUUUUCAGAUCACAUUUUGUCUUUACAUGGUGUAGAUUUGAGUUUGUUCAAAUCAUGGCCCCUGGGGUAGGGUGGGGCUACAAUAGCAGGUCAACAUUUUACAUGGGGAUAUAGAGGAAAACUCUUCUCAAGAACAAUAGUAUCCCGAUUACUGAUAUUAAUAUGAAUGAAUCCCCAGGUGGUGCAAAUUUAAGUUUGUUCAAAUUGUAGUCCCCCAGGGACAGAGCAGGGCCACAAUAAGAGAUCAAAGUUUUACUUGGGAAUAUAUAGGAAUUUUUUCCCCUCAAUAACAGCAGAUCUAUAAAUACUCAUAUUAAUAUACAAGCAUCUUCAAGUAAUGCAAAUUCAAAUUUCUUCAAUUUAGGGGCCCCAGGGGUAGAGUGGGUCCACAAUAGGAGAUCAGAGUUUUGUAUGGGUAUAUACAUGGAAUUAAUUACUAUUUAGCUUUCCAAAGCAACACCAUGAGAGCAUAUACCCACUUACACAGUCAUUAAAGGGUUUAGUGCAUUACAGGAUAAAUCCAGGCACUUUCAUUUCUAACUUAUAUCCAUCAUUUUGUUUUCUUUUUGUAAAAUGAUCAUUUUCAUGGCUAAUUAUGCAAUUUUACUUACCAUACACAGAAUGAUAUACCAAAUAAACAUGUUAAAAGUCAUUUCGAACAUUUGAAAUUGAUAUAAUAAUUGCAACAAUGUUUUUUAAAUAACCAUAACAACAAGAAUUCAUUUUUUCAUGAACAUUAGUAGUUUGUGUUGUAAAUAUUAACAACAGAACUACUAAAGUUGAAGUUUGGUGUACAUGUGCUAAAUAAUUUGGUACAAUUGAUAUUGACAUUAUUCAUAUAAGAAGAAAGAGUAUUUUGAUUACAUGUACUUGUUAGACUGGUAUAAUUAAUAUUAACAUUAUUCAUAUAAGAAGUAGGUGUAUUUUAAUUAGAUGUGCUAUUUGACUGGUAUAAUUAAUAUUAACAUUAUUCAUAUAAGAAGUAGGUGUAUAUUUUAAUUAGAUGUGCUAUUUGACUGGUAUAAUUAAUAUUAACAUUAUUCAUAUAAGAAGUAGGUGUAUUUUGAUUACAUGUACUUAUUUGAUUUUGAUUCAUGUUUUCUAAAAUUCUUAAUGCAAAUUUUGUUGCUUCUAACGUUAUUUUAUUUUCCUUAAACUGGUCUGGUCCUCUGCUAACAAAACAGCGCCCUCUGGCUAGUACAAGUAGUUUUUAUCAACGAGAGAUAACUCUGUAAAGCAAACGUGCAUAGACUUGGCAUAAUAAAGACAGGGCACUAUCACUUAUAGAAUAGAUGACGUUAUCCAAUGAGAUUCUUGUGAUUUAUCAUGUGAUGCACUAAACAAGAUUAGCAGGGCCACACUAAAUCAUAUCAAAAUACAAAAGUUCUUAUAAGUUGUGUGGAAUUGAGUUCUUUUUAAUAUAUUGCCCCCGUGACUAAUUGAGCAGGUGGGGGGAUAUUGUAUCUGACCUGGCUGUCUGUCUGUCUGAAACUUUAACCUUCCUCAUAACUUUUGAAUGGUGAGUAAUAGGGCUCUCAUACUUCAUAAUAUUUUGCAUUCCUUAUGACAAGAUCUUUUUGGUACCAAAUUAAAGUUUUAAACUUUUUGACCUUGUAGUUUGACCUGCUUUUAAGAAAGUCUAACCUAGGCAAUAUCUCUUGAACUAUUUAAGGUAGGGCUUUCAUAUUUUGUACAUAGAUUCCUUAUGGUGUGCAAUUUCAUUUGAUGCCAAUAACUUUUACCCAGGAGUUUGACCAAUCUAAUUAAAAUCACACUUCUUAGAUCUGUGAUGUAUACUCUGCGUAAGACAUAUAUAAUAUACUUAUGCAGAGUAUACGGCACAGAUCUAAGAAUUCUGAAUUUAAUUAGAUUGGGAGUUUGACCCACAUGUCAAAACUUUAACUGAAACUUGAACCUUGCUCAUAACUUUUAAAUGGUGUGUGAUACAUCUUUCAUCUAUAUGUUUCCUGUGACGAGACCUUUCUUUCGGUGCCAAAUAUUUUGACUUUGUAACCUUGACCUUGGAUUUGUACCUACUUUUAAGAAAAGUUAACCUAGGCAAUAUUUCCUGAACUGUUUUAUAUAAGGCUUUCAUAUUUUGUAUAUAGAUAAUUAUUGUGAAAAAAUUCAUUUGAUGCCAUGUGUGACUGGGAAAGAGUUCAGGUGCUUGUGAACAUGUAGUUUGUAUCUUUAAUGACAAUUUUCUUUAUAAAGAUGAAGUGUAUGAAAGUGAAAGAACGAUACGCAGCCUGGGAAUUAAAUGUCCACUUCAUUACAAACCAGAUGUGUUCACUUGCUUGGGAAUGUACCAGAACAACCCCUGGAAUUUAGCAUCAUUUAUACCAGCAACUUUAAUACCAUUAUAACAAAGCAGUCCAUUAUUGAGGGAGUUUUGUAGUUCUCAAACUAAAAUCAAGCAAGAGGCCCUCAGGCAACAUCACUCGCCUAUAAAACCCUAUCUUGUCUCGGUUCAUGGUAUGAAUGAACUUGAAUCUACACAAUUACAUUAGGAUGCUUGUUUAUUAGUUUCAUAAAUUGUACCCUUGGGGUUCUUGAUGAUUUUUCUGAAGAAUGUUUCUGUAUGUUUGAAUAAUAAAAUGCUUUUAAAUAA
Messenger RNA from Ostrea edulis (European flat oyster), 3617 nucleotides. RefSeq names its product UPF0696 protein C11orf68 homolog. The record is from RefSeq and is a predicted model, not a curated record. The transcript has 2 exons. Bases 36 to 866 code for a protein of 276 amino acids. Lineage: Eukaryota; Metazoa; Mollusca; Bivalvia; Ostreida; Ostreidae.